AUGAAUUCCUUAUUAAAAUUAUUAAGUAAUAAUAUAGAAGGCAACUGGCUCUCUCAUCAAAGUAUUUAUUAUUUACAAGCAAAAAAAAUUAAAAUCAAUAAAUUUCAAAAAAAUAUAGAUAGAUUUGUUGAUCAAUCAUUGCAAAAUCAUAGUUAUAUAUGUAAAUAUAAAAAUUUAUCUAGUAGAGAAAUAAUCUAUAACUACGUAGCAGAAAAUAAUCCAAAAUCUAAAUCUGGUAUAUUGCAAAAAAUAUAUUCUAGUUGUAUUCAGACAUAUAAAUUAUCUCUAAAUAAUACAAAUUGUAUAGAAAUUAAAUAUCUCAAAAAUGGAAUUCAAUAUACAGAAUAUACUUAUAUUAUUAAUAAAAAUCUCAAAAUAUCUGUAAUUAUUAUCAAGAAAAAUAAUAAUUAUAUUGCUAUCUCUUUCAACUCAGAAAUAAAAAUUAAAUGA
Molecule: messenger RNA, 450 nt
Organism: Chondrus crispus (carragheen)
Lineage: Eukaryota; Rhodophyta; Florideophyceae; Gigartinales; Gigartinaceae
Source: the annotation of a RefSeq genome assembly